AUGAUUGUAACCAAGUUGAAUGGCACUAUUCCAUCGUCGAUCGGCAAUCUCCGCAACUUACGAUCCAUGUACCUGGAUCGCAACGAGCUGAGUGGGCCCAUUCCUUCUUCCCUGGGCGACCUCAUCAACCUCGAGAGCCUAUUUCUGGGCAGCAAUCGCCUAGAGGGCUCCAUCCCAGCAUCGCUUGGCAACCUUGCCAGCCUCAUGUACCUGGGACUGGAUUCAGCUGGGCUGUCAGGGUCAAUCCCGCCAUCUCUAGGCGACCUCACCAAUCUUGCUAGUCUAGUGCUCGGGGAUAACCAGCUGCACGGCUCCAUCCCAGCAUCGCUGGGCAACCUUGUCAACCUCACCAACCUGGUAUUGUACGGGAACGGUUUGACAGGCUCCAUCCCUUCAACGUUCGAACAGCUGACAAGACUUGAAUACUUCAAUGCGGAGUACAACCAGUUGUCAGGCGCAAUCCCUUUCGGCCUUGGGCGCCUCACUGCCCUUACAGAGCUCAAGCUGGUGAAGAACAGCCUCACUGGAACACUCCCCGCCUCGCUCUCCGGCCUCUCCUCCUUGCUCGUGCUGACUCUGUCCUCCAACAGUCUGUCUGGUACCAUCCCGGACUCCCUUGGCAACCUCACCACACUAGAGUCCCUUUGGCUGAGUGGCAAUGCCUUCACGUCCACCAUACCCAAGUCGUUGGGGAAUCUCACCAGGAUCAAAGACCUCUAUAUUCGCAACAACCUGUUGACGGGAUCCAUACCAGCUUCCAUUGGUGACCUUAUCAGUCUCAAGUACCUUGGCAUCAACGGCAACAGCCUCACAGGGUCGAUUCCAGCAUCGUUCGAGAGGCUCCUCAACCUGCAGCUGCUCGAUGCAGCCAACAACAUGCUAUCCGGGAGCUUCCCCACGUUCCUUGCAUCAAUGCCUAAGCUCACUUCAGUCACCACGGAGGGUAACUCGCUUGUGUGCCCGGCAGACACCGGCUCGUGCGUGCUCAAUACACUCAACCCUUCCAACCCCUGCAUGCUCUGCGGCUCCUUCUGCGGGGCAUGCGUGCUAGAAGGUCAGCCUCUAGUGGUAUGGCACCACAAGAGCACCAUUGCAAUCCACUCGCAUUCCAUGCAGAUCCACAGCAACUAUUCAUUUGCAUCGUCAAUAAAGCUGCCUCCUCACCCCUCUGUGUCUCUGUCUGUGCUGCCCCCUCUGUCCCACCACCUUCUCCACCCCGCCCGUUGGCUGCCGCACCCCCCAGCAACACCUUCACUGGCAGCGCCUCCUUCCGCUGCACCACCCUCGGCGCCUCCGCCCUCUGCUCCCCCUUCGUCGCCCUCCCCUAUCCUACCUGCCCCUUCCUCAUCUCCCCCAGUUGUAGCCCCGCCAUCCUCAUCUCCCCCAAGUCUAGCCCCGCCUUCCUUGCCUCCUCCAAUCGUGCCCGCCCCUUCCUCGUCCCCUGCACCUCCUUCCACCUCGGCGCCCUCCCCCUCUCCAUCUCCGCCCCCUCCCACCACAUCACCCCCCUCUACACCGCCCUCAACUACCUCUGGAGCCGGCCUAUCAACGGGUGCCAUCAUUGGCAUUGCAGCUGUUGCUGGUGCUGCUGUGGUGGCUGUGCUGCUGUUGGUUGCGUUUCUGUGCAUGAGAGCAGCCCGCAGCAAGCAGCACUCGGAGCAGCGUGCACUCCCUGCUCCCACAGCGCAGCAGCGGGUGGAUGUGCUGAUAGGGGCGGCUCAAGGACUGCAGUACCUGCAUGAGUUUGGUAUUGUGCACCGCGACAUCAAGCCCGCCAACAUACUCCUUGACUCCAAGAUGCAGGCUCGAAUUGCAGACUUUGGCCUUGUGAGGCUGGGGGGCGGCACUUCGGCGACCGCCACUCGAGUGAUGGGCACACCAGGCUAUGCCAUUCACAUGGACGGUGAUGGCCAAACCACGCUCAAGCACUGGUACCCUUUGACUCCAUUCCUGCAGGUGGCUCCACUAGUGGUCUCCAAUGCUGUGGCGACAUUCAAGGACCCUCAAUUGGAAGCACCGGACGAUCUAGUGCUGCGCAUGGCUCGCCUUGCCCUCAGCUGCACGGCCAUGCCCACUGCCUCCCGCCCCUCCAUGAUCCGCAUUCUGGCCGAGCUCCAGCAGAUGAAGAGUGAUUUCUUUGGAAUUGACCCAGACAGGGCAGCGAACCGCAUCGACAGAGAGCUUGCCAUUGGACUGGGCGCUAGCCUCACUGCUGAGAUUGCUCGUGCAGAGAACUUAGGCAUUCUCGGUGGGUCUUCUGGCAGUACGUAA
Closterium sp. Yama58-4 is the source of this 2271-nucleotide messenger RNA. The record is from the annotation of a GenBank genome assembly. Lineage: Eukaryota; Viridiplantae; Streptophyta; Zygnematophyceae; Desmidiales; Closteriaceae.